Molecule: messenger RNA, 1620 nt
Organism: Mya arenaria
Lineage: Eukaryota; Metazoa; Mollusca; Bivalvia; Myida; Myidae
Exons: 8
Coding region: 92-1378 (428 amino acids)
Source: RefSeq, a predicted model, not a curated record
AGAACAUAUAUAUGGAUACUGGUUCGUUUGUAUUUUUGGAUAAACUUAUCGACUAUGCUAAAAGUAUAAGGAAACUAAACACGAACAAGUUAUGAUUGUGAUGGAGGACGACUUUGAAACAUCUAUAAACAUUGAUGUAGAGCAGGAAAAUGAGGAAAACAGACGCAGAGAGAUUACCUUGCAUGACGAAGUGCCGAGACGAAUGCCUUUAGCCAAUAAAAUGUUUCACAAGAGAGCUAAUUGGUCUGCUACAGGUGACAUCGUAACCAGUAGUGAUAUUGACCGUGUUUCACAUCCAAGCAACACAAACGAAACAUCAAAGGUCAAGCUCGAGGCAGUCUCUGCAUCCGGGUAUCAAACUUUUGUUGCUGUAGAUAAGGAACUAACCAUAAAUGCUGACGACGAGAGAGAAUAUUGCUGUUUAUGUUGUAAACGGGUGACAGGCCACUAUGAUGCUAGAAAAUGUUGUUCAGCAUGCUGUAAAGGCAUAGGGCAAUCGUGCAGAAACAGAUACACCAGAGGACAACUUUGUAUGGACGACUGUGCGCAAUAUUGCGGUAUUUGCUUGCGCGAUUUAAGAGUUAAGGUAACAGCAUUUUGUGGUGGAGUUGGAGACGCUUUGUGCCAAUGUGCAAAUGGAAUAUGUAAAGGAUUGUCUUUGCUAGCGACUGGAACAUAUACAGGAGUGUCAUUACUAGGGCAGUGUUUAUAUGGAAGUUGUUCAGUGCAGUUGUUACUACACUUACUUCUUCCACUUUGUUCGAUGAGCAUUGCAAUAUCCAGUGUUGUACUGCCAUACUGGGCCUGGGGCGAAACAAGCGACGUAGCUGUUGGUCUCUUUAAAUGCUGCAAUUUUACAGAGGAGAAUCGGGUGUGUUCACCAUUGUCUGACUGUCUUCCAUCUGAAUCUAAAUUGAACUUGCUCUUCAAUGCAGCUGUCGGUCUACAGAUCACAUAUAUUGUCUUACAUGGUGUAACUAUUUUACUGGUAACAAUCAGCCAACAAAGGGAAUAUUAUUCUGAUGAGCCAGAUGUCCGCAAAUGUUGCAAUGGAAUGAUUAUUUUUCUUGCGGCUGCAAUCUCUUACAUCGGCAUCAUCGUAUUUUUAUCCGGUGUUAUCCAAUUACCAAGCUUUAAAGGCGGUCCACCCCGCCUGUCAAUCAAUCUGGCGAUGAUAUCCUGUGUUGUUUACCUCUCUUAUGCAGCCGUUUGCUUUGGGCAACCUAAAGUGCUUAUAUGUGUACCCACUUCGACUGCUGUGGUCUAUUUAGUGAUAUUUAUGAUGACAAACAAAACUGUUCUGAUUGUUGUACUAGUUUUGAUUGGUCUGUUUAUAUUAGGUACGCUUAUCGUUUUGCUCAUGAAAAGCAGAAAGUAAUUAACUGCAUGGAUAUAACGAAACAGAAGGAAAAUGGUAUGAGAUAAACCUAUUUAACCCAUGUUUUCAAUGACAUUUCUAUCAUCAUAUAUUCUAUCAUUUAUAUCAGGUGUUAUCGAGGCACACAGCUUGAAAGGUGGUCCACCCCGCCUGUCUAUCAAUCUGGCGAUGAUAUCAUGCGCCGUGUACCUUUCUUAUGCAGCCAUCUGUUUUAGAGAGCCAAAAGUGCUUAUAUGUGUACC